Messenger RNA from Racocetra fulgida, 728 nucleotides. The record is from the annotation of a GenBank genome assembly. Lineage: Eukaryota; Fungi; Glomeromycota; Glomeromycetes; Diversisporales; Gigasporaceae.
AUGUCUACCAGCAAACGUGACCACAAAACAUAUUGUGAAGAUUAUAAAUUAAACAAAAAACAUUAUGUGAAAAAGCUGAAAAAACUCAGAACAGAAAUUAUGAUUUCUGAUUCAGAUGAUGAUCUGCCGUCUCUCAAAACUGUGUUACAAAACAUACCAAAUUUCAUCAAAAAAAUUAACAAAAAAUAUAAUGCUAAGUUUAUCGGGAUAAAUCGUUUUCUUAGAAUCAGUAAGAAGAAAACACGAGCUAAGCUAAAAAGCUUGGUGAAAAGACUCAAAACCCAAAAAACUUACAUGAAAAAACUCAGAAAAGAAAUUAUAUUGAUCCCUGAUUCCGAUGACGACGAACUGCCGCCUCUCAAAACUGUGUUAGAAAACAUACCAAAUUUCACCAACAAUAAAAUUAACAAAAAAUAUGAUGCUGAGUUUAUCAAGAUACAUGAUGAUACCACGGCUGCAAAUAAUAAUAAUGGUGAUUUCACAUAUACCAUCAACAAAGAUCAUUCUCUUAAAAUCAGUAAGAAGGAAAUACGAGCUAAGCUAAAAAACUUGGUGAGAAAACUCAAAACCAAAGAGGUUACCAAACAUAUCAUCGAUAUAUGUAAACAUAAAGAAAAAUAUGAGUACUACAACGAUUUCAAAUCACUAUCUGAAUUGCAACUCCAUCAUCCACUCGCUAUAAUGCAUCGAUUUAAUAAUUUAGUACCUGGAUAUUAUGGAAUGAAAGG